GGGGGGGGGGGGGGGGAGGACCUGAUCAGCAAUGGUGAGGGGCUUCUUACCCUCUCCAUCCCCGGUAUUUGGUCGCUUCCCUUUUUUAAGCGGCUUCUUGCCAUCUCAUUGGCUGCUCCGGGGCAGAACUGCUCGAAUCAGGAAAGUUUGAGAGAAACAAAAUUUAAUUCAGAGAAAGAAAGAGAGAGAGAGAGAGACAGACAGACAGUGAGAGAGAGAGAGAGAGAGAGAGAAAAUGGCUGAAACUGGGUCCAGGACAAAGUAACUGCCACAGGCCGGUGGGGAGCGUAGGGGGGAAGGAUAGAGUUGAGGUGAGGUGGGGGGGGGGAACGACACACUGAGUGUCCACAGGACGGGGGAGAGUGGGCGCGGGGACGGGUCGGGGUUGACGGCCACAGAGCAGUUUAAAGUGUACGUUCGAUUGCUGUGCAGAUCUGGGACUUGCUCGGCUCUUUGUGUUACUCCACGAGGAGUAGAAUCGCAGCAUAGAGGAGGGAACAUGUGCUCUUCCUGAAGCCUACAUUGGACGUGUUAAGUGUCACCAUAUAAUGCAGUUAAAUGGAUGCAAGUGACAUUUUGGUUAGCUUGCAUGAGCAUUCCUAUCAUAUUCGAUACAGAAUGGAGGCUUCCUGCCUGGAGCUGGCUCUGGAAGGUGAACGACUCUGCAAAGCAGGAGAUUGUCAAGCUGGGGUAUCGUUCUUUGAAGCUGCAGUUCAGGUUGGAACAGAGGACCUAAAAACACUGAGUGCUAUCUACAGUCAGCUUGGAAAUGCCUAUUUCUAUUUACAUGAAUAUUCCAAAGCACUGGAAUACCACCAUCAUGACUUAACUCUUGCAAGAACAAUUGGUGACCAGUUGGGUGAAGCUAAAGCCAGCGGGAACCUUGGCAAUACACUCAAGGUUUUGGGACGCUUUGAUGAAGCUAUAGUUUGCUGUCAAAGACAUCUCGACAUUUCUACAGAACAUUGUGAUAAGAUAGGCGAAGCAAGAGCACUUUACAACCUUGGCAAUGUACAUCAUGCUAAGGGCAAAAAUCUUGCUUGUGCAGGAACUCAGGAUCCAGGUGAUUUUCCCGAGGAAGUGAUUUCAGCUUUACAAAAGGCUGCAGAAUACUAUGAGGAAAAUUUGGUUAUUGUUAAGGAACUUAGAGAUCGAGCAGCUCAAGGACGUGCUUAUGGAAAUCUAGGGAAUACACAUUAUCUUUUGGGGAACUUCAGAAAGGCAGUGAGAUCACACCAAGAGCGCUUACAAAUUGCAAGAGAGUUUGGAGAUAAAUCAGCUGAAAGGAGGGCAUACAGUAAUCUGGGAAAUGCUUCUGUGUUUCUUGGUGAAUUUGCUGUGGCUGCCGAUCAUUACAAGAGGACACUUUACCUGGCUCGGCAGCUGAGGGAUAGGGCAGUGGAAGCACAAGCUUGUUACAGCCUUGGAAACACUUAUACUUUACUUCAGGACUAUGAAAAGGCCAUAGAAUAUCAUCUGAAACAUCUUCUGAUUGCACAAGAGCUUACUGACAGGAUUGGUGAAGGGAGAGCAUGCUGGAGCUUGGGAAAUGCAUACACAGCACUAGGAAAUCAUGAACAAGCUGUGCAUUUUGCAGAGAAACAUCUUGAAAUUUCCAAAGAGGUUGGUGAUAGAAGUGGUGAACUCACAGCGCGAAUGAAUCUCUCAGAUCUUCAGAUGGUGUUGGGCCUGAGUUAUAGUACAAAUAGCUCCAUUUUGUCAGUGAGCCAGGAAUUGGAUUAUAACUCUCAAGGUGCUCGACCGCGAUUAGGGCGUCGACAGAGCAUGGAAAAAAUGGAACUUAUGAGGUUAACACCAGAAAAGUUCCAAAACUGGAACAGUGAAAUCCUUGCCAAACAGAAACCUGCGCUUUCUAAGCCAUCAGCUAAGUUGCUGUUUGUAAACCGAUUCAAAGGUAAAAAGUUCAAAAGCAACAGUUCAGCUUCAAAAGUACUUAAAGACACAAGUAAUUCUGUGCUCACAAAUGAUAUCAGAACACACGCUCCCCAAAAGAGGCUAAGCCCGGAUAUGAUUGGGGAUGGGUUCUUCGACCUGUUAAGUCGGUUCCAGAGCAAUCGAAUGGAUGAUCAGCGGUACACAUUUACAAAUGCAGCUGUCUCUUCAACUCCUCCACAAACCAUGGUGAAAUCCCAUUCUGCUUCUGUUGUCUCUCCCCAAACUGAUGAGUUUUUGGAUCUGCUGGCAAGUUCUCAGAGCCGCCGAUUAGAUGACCAGCGUGCAAGUUUCAGCAAUCUUCCAGGCCUUCGACUUAAUCAGCACAAUAACCAUUCUGUUCUCAAUCACCUAAUGAACAAUGGCGAUAGCAAGGAGCCAGAUGACAAGUUCUUCGACAUGCUAGUAAAAUGCCAGGGCUCUAGACUGGAUGACCAGCGAUGUGCACCACCAAUAUUGCAUAAAGGCCCUACUGUUCCUGAUGAAGACUUCUUCAGCCUGAUCCUGCGAUCUCAAGCUAAACGUAUGGAUGAACAGCGCUUCACAUUUCCUUCAAAUGUGAAAGAAAAAAAAAGCUCAAUUCCAAUUGAAUGAAUGAGUUCUCAGAUACUUAAAAUACUAAUUAUUCAAAAGAAACACAAUGUCUGAAAAAUGCACGUUAUGUAUUGUAAAUAUUGAAAUCACUGUCUUCUGAAGUCUGUGUAUGCCACGAGCAGGGAUAAACUGGCUUUUUUUUAAAAAAAAUGAAUUUUCAAGGUUUACAUGAAACUACCAAUGACUGCAAAUGGUAAAACUAGAUCAAUAUCUUAUUUUUGUUCCUACUCUUUUCCACAAAAUUUUUUUUUUGUUUAAAAUGUUUUUUAAUCCUCCACCACUGUUUUGUUGAAUAAUCACAAUUAUUACAACUCUCGGUAGUUGUCACAGAAGGUGAGAAGACCAUUGGUUUUACAUAUUUUCAGAAGAUUAGCAAGACAUGACUGCCACACUGAUUAAAUUUGUAGAUGUUUACAGAAUUAUGUUAACAAAAUUGCUCAUGCCUUUAUUUCAGUUUUUUUUUAAAAAGCUGACUUAGCAGAAUAAUGCUGCCCAUUAGANUUUUUUUAAGUGAAAGUGUGGUUGUUACAUUAAUGAAUUUAAUUCCUACAAGGCAUUUGUAAACAAUAAUAGAAAGAAUAUUUUCUGUCGUACAAAAAUAUUUUACUUUUUUGACCUCAAUCUACUGCCAAUCUGUUUGGUUUACCUGAAGUUUAUUGAAGGGACUUUUGUAACUGUUUUUUGUCUCUUUUUUUAUUUGUUUUUGUAACUUCUGCUGUAAGAAAUGCUUUUAGUUGAAUUGAAGACCCAUUGAGUACUACUGUACAUUUUGUUGUACAUGUUUUUUUGCUAGAUGUAAUUGUUUUUAUGCUUUAAAGUACUUUUGUGAAUUCACAAAAUUUUGAUGAUUAAAGCUCAACAUGUAUAUUUUUAAA
Molecule: messenger RNA, 3422 nt
Organism: Callorhinchus milii (elephant shark)
Lineage: Eukaryota; Metazoa; Chordata; Chondrichthyes; Chimaeriformes; Callorhinchidae
Product: G protein signaling modulator 2
Molecular function (GO): GTPase regulator activity; protein binding
Source: RefSeq, a predicted model, not a curated record